GGCCUGGCCCGCGGGAGCACAGCGGCGCAGAGCGAGGCGGCUUAGCGGCCGCAGCCCGGCCUUAGUGCUCGCAGCCGCCGGUGAAGGCGGCUCGGCAGCGUUCCGCCCGACAAGGCGUCCGCAGGCUCUGCGGGGAGCUGCAACCCGUAGUCCCGCUACCGCGUCUGGCCUGCACCUGCCCUGCGCCGUGGCGGCGCCUGGAGCUGGCCUGAGAAGGAGUCCAGACGCCUAGCAGCUUUCAUGUCCCACCUUCUGGGUUUGGCGAUGCAGGGACUGCCUGAUGGAGCGGCUGCAGUGUUUAGCCUGUCACUUCCAAGGGCUUGACUGUCCCUUGCUGGGGCAGCAGAACCUCUCACCAGUGACUCUUAGAAGUGCUGUUGUGGCAGCUCUAAGAUCCAGUGAAAGAGCACCCAGGAUGCCGGAACCUGCGAAGUCCACCUCUGCCCCCAAAAAGGGCUCCAAGAAAGCUGUGACAAAGACCCAGAAGAAAGGCGACAAGAAGCGACACAAGAGCAGGAAGGAAAGCUACUCCAUCUAUGUCUACAAAGUGCUGAAGCAGGUCCACCCUGACACCGGCAUUUCUUCCAAGGCCAUGGGCAUCAUGAACUCCUUCGUCAACGACAUCUUUGAGCGUAUUGCUGGAGAAGCCUCCCGCCUGGCCCAUUACAACAAGCGCUCCACCAUCACCUCCCGGGAGAUCCAGACAGCUGUACGCCUGCUGCUCCCCGGGGAGCUGGCCAAGCACGCUGUCUCAGAGGGCACCAAGGCUGUCACCAAGUACACAAGCUCCAAGUAGCCAGAUGCCGCCUAUCCAACAGGACCAUCAAGCACCAAACCCUCUGCGCAAACACAGGUAGGCAGCCACGGUCCGGAUAAAUGUCACAGCUAUUAUCCACAGCAAUUUACAGCCUUGGGAUGGGCAUGAGAAGCUGUCUGAUGGAAGGGGAGAUGAUGAUCUGGAAGCCGUCUGAUUUCCAUAGUCUGCUCGGGACAUGUGACAGGUUCUGCGGGGCUGGUGGAGGAGGCCUCUGCUUUCACAUCUCAUCUGAAGGACUGACCAGCUGCAAUAUAUCCAAACUCUCCUCUGUGCUUGGCAAACGUGCAUGUUUGGCGCUGGCAGGGGAGACUGACAGUGGCAACACAGGGACAGCGUCUCUGAAGUCUUCCUGUUUGGCUGCAUUCUCACAGUCAUUCAAAAUGGGCACUGAGGAGUCAGUGCUGGUAUCCUCUCCCUUGUAGCCCAAAUCUGUCCUGGUGUAUGGCGGCAUAGCCCACCCCACCCCAUGCUGGCAGAAGUGGCAGUGACAACUACCAGGCACUGGCCAUAGAAUAAAAUCCAUCUUGAC
This is a messenger RNA of Calypte anna (Anna's hummingbird), 1346 nucleotides long. Its product is annotated as histone H2B 5. Gene Ontology annotation, cellular component: nucleosome. Lineage: Eukaryota; Metazoa; Chordata; Aves; Apodiformes; Trochilidae. The coding region runs from base 281 to 796 and encodes 171 amino acids. Gene Ontology annotation, molecular function: structural constituent of chromatin; protein heterodimerization activity; DNA binding. The transcript is spliced from 4 exons. The record is from RefSeq and is a predicted model, not a curated record.